AUGAAUCGCAGUCGCACAAUUACCCUCACGUUGUCAGCCUGUUUCCGACAAAAGCAGCUCUCCAACAGCAUCUUACCUGGCACCAGAGUUCGAAGCAGAAGUUGCAGCAGUUCCUCAGUCAUGCCUCCAUUUUCAUAUUGUCGACCUCAGACGAGUAUAACACCGUCAGAACAAUGUUUCAUUGAAGAAGCAAUGGCGUCCCCGCGUGGGCGCACGCGGGUGUGCUUUGCCGUGCAUGUGGAAAAUAUUCUUCCUGAUGAGUUUGUUAUGGUUGCUGGUUCAUGCGAAGAAUUAGGUAAAUGGGAUCCACAAAGCGCUAUCACUCUAACACAAGACGCUGAAAAUCCAACUCGAUGGAUGGGUUAUGUCAUGACAAAUGAUCAAUCAUUGAGUUUUCGAUAUUUUCUUGCUUAUAAAUUAAGUGGAGAGCUGGGAGAGCGUCUGAUUAUUUCGCGUUGGGAGUCAUUCCUUCAUCCUCGCUCGGUUCUUGUGCCCGCUGAACAAAGAAAUGGAGUAUGUCGAUCGAUGCAAGUUGAUCUUUUCGGAUAUUACGCUGGACAACGUUUGUUAUCUGAUGGAUGGUUGCAACAUAGUGAUGAAUACCAAAUCCUCCUUCGUAUCCACGGAAAGGCUCUGAAGUUCUUCAAGACUUCCAAAGAUCGCAGUAAUUGUCGAAUCCGCAUCACACCAUUGGAUGUUCGGAAAAAACAUGGGCUUGUGAAAGGCAUUUCCAUUUUGAAAAACGAUCAGGAAGCUGAAAGCUGUGUUGAUGAGGAAGAUGAUGAUGAAGACACAGGAACUGGAGUAUCUCCUUAUCCAACACAUUCCUCAACAGAUAUAGCUGUAUUAUCCGAUACAUCCCCAAGGUUCAGAAGACAAACAUGUACUGGCGCCGUAUUUAACAAUAACAAAGACUAUUUGGUGUUCAAAACACAUUCAGUGGCUGUUGACUUUCUGGCAUUCUAUGUUGAAGUCUUCUCUGAGGAGCAAAAGCGUAUUGGAGCUUGUUAUGCUUUACCUGGGUCUUUGUCAGAUAGUUUUGGAGCGACACAGCUUCCAUUCAUUAAUUCAUCGGGGCGCCCUAUCGGUCAAAUCUCAAUUGAAUAUUUAUUUGUACGCAGUCUCCAGAAGACUGUCCCUUAUCAGACUAUGGAGAAAUCCUUCUCACGCUAUUGGAAAAAGCGAACAACACUCGAAGUUGGUCACAGAGGAGCUGGUAGUUCAUAUACAAAACUAGCUAUGACUAGAGAGAACACUGUGCAAUCGCUAAAUACUGCAGCCAAGAACGGCGCAGACUUUGUAGAGUUUGAUGUUCAACUAACGAAAGAUAAAGUUGCCGUCAUUUAUCACGACUUUCAUGUUUUGGUUUCUGUAGCUAAACGUGGUGUUAAUUCAUCACGAAUGGAUGAAGGUGUCGAUUAUCACGAAAUCGCUAUAAAGGACUUGAAGCUGAACCAGUUAAAACUGCUAAACCUCGAUCAUGUUAGCAAACGCGAAGCCAAUAGCAGGACAGAGAUUGAAGAGAAAGAUGAAGGAGAUGAUCUGAAGCCAUUCCCAACACUUGUCGAAACUUUAAAUAAAGUUGAUAAGGAUGUUGGUUUCAAUGUUGAAGUUAAAUACCCAAUGAUGCAAACGAAUGGCGAACAUGAAUGUGAUCAUUACUUUGAGCGAAAUGAGUUUGUUGAUAUAAUAUUGGCGGACAUUUUAAAUCAUGCAAAUGGCAGACGGAUUAUGUUCAGUAGUUUUGAUCCCGAUAUUUGCUCAUUAAUUUCUAUCAAACAAAACAAAUAUCCUGUACUGUUCCUAUGUGUUGGCGAAACUACCAGAUAUACGCCAUUCUCCGAUCAACGAACAAGUACUAGUUUGACAGCUGUCAACUUUGCCGCUGGAGCAGAUAUUUUGGGAGUGAACUUCAAUUCGGAAGAUCUCUUAAAAGAUCCAUUCCCAGUUCAGAGAGCCAGUGAAUUUGGAUUAGUUAGUUUCGUUUGGGGUGAUGAUUUGGAUAAGAAGGAAACAUUGAACUACUUCAAACGCGAACUAGGAGUCGAUGGUCUAAUCUACGAUAGAAUUGGAGAAGAAGAAGGCCGAAGGAACGUUUUCUUAGUGGAGAGGGAGCAGAAGAGAGCCAUAUUCUUGGCAUCAUCUGGCCAUAGUACACCAAGAGCUCCAUCUCCUGUGGAUUCUGUCAGUUCAACAUCUUCCAACUUCAGUGAAGUUGUAUCGCCAAAGAGAGUUGACAUGCCGCAAUUGGAUUUAGAAAUUAAUAAAAUCAACAUUCAUAAUCAAUCUCCACGGGUACAGAUUACUCAGUCUUAG
This is a messenger RNA of Auanema sp. JU1783, 2316 nucleotides long. The record is from the annotation of a GenBank genome assembly. Lineage: Eukaryota; Metazoa; Nematoda; Chromadorea; Rhabditida; Rhabditidae.